AUGCCAGCGUCCUUGGUCUUCAACAGCACUGUUCUAAACAACAAGAUUGAAGUCUGUUGUGACAGAGCGAUCAGACCGCAUACCCCUCGCUCAGCAGCUUCAAGUAGCGUUUUCAGCACACCCUCAGUGGGUGCUCUGUCUACGACAAACGCCAUCAACAAUCCAGCUUCAGGGCCAAUUUCAGACCUUACACGCACAUCUCCUGUGAUACCUUGGCGACCCUUCAAGAAACCCAUGAUCCCACGUGCAGCCCAGGCCGAAACGUCGAACCUGCGGUCUUUGACACACUUCUUGAAGUAUACUGGACCAGAAGAUCCUCGAGCGACCCGAGCAGAGGAUGUUCCAAACACCCCAGCAAUCACUCUCCCUGCAGCAGAUCAUGCAAGCGUACCCAACAGACGCACUGGAUCGGUACGACAAGCUCUACUCCAAGUCUCAGGGCAGGCAGACAUGAGUAACCUUCUUCGAAAAGCUUCGACCUUGACACUCAAGAAGUAA
Messenger RNA from Aureobasidium musti, 498 nucleotides. The record is from the annotation of a GenBank genome assembly. NCBI's taxonomy places the organism in Eukaryota, Fungi, Ascomycota, Dothideomycetes, Dothideales, Saccotheciaceae.